Molecule: messenger RNA, 1532 nt
Organism: Delphinapterus leucas (beluga whale)
Lineage: Eukaryota; Metazoa; Chordata; Mammalia; Artiodactyla; Monodontidae
Gene: BST2
Product: bone marrow stromal cell antigen 2
Biological process (GO): defense response to virus; innate immune response
Cellular component (GO): Golgi apparatus; cell surface
Molecular function (GO): metalloendopeptidase inhibitor activity
Source: RefSeq, a predicted model, not a curated record
CGUCCAGACUCCCUACGGACAGAUCUGGAGCGCACCAACUUUUUAUCACUACAGCCCCUGUGCCCAUGGUUGACCACUUGAAUGAGUCGGUGCUGCGUUGCUGCAAGCUGCCGCGGUGCCUGUGCUUCCUGCUGCUACUGGUGAUUCUGAUGGCUCUACUUGUAGCCUUGGUCAUCUUCGCUGUCAGGGCCAACAGCAAGCACUGCACGGAUGGCCUCCAAGCAGAGCAGGAGUGUCAGAAACGCACUCGGUACGUGCAGCACCAGCUAACCCAGGCCCAGGAAGUCUUACACAAGAUGGAGAUACAGGCCGCCACCUGCAACCAGACGGUGGUGACCCUGAGGGAUUCUCUGAAGAUGGAGCAGGCACAGGUGGCAGAGCUUCAGGGAGAGGUCAAGAUUUUGAAGCAGAAGCUGGAGGACACUUUGGCGGAGGUGCAGCGACUAAGAAGAGGGAGUGAGGCCUCAGCUGAGAACAACUCUUCUAGCUGCUCGAGCGUCCUGUUCGCUGUGGUCGUGGUCGUGGUCCUCGAGGCUCUGCUGAUCUGAGGUCCCAGAAAGCCUGCCGGCCACAACCUGGACUGGUCCGGUUCCCUCUCUGCUUCCCCCUUUGAGGCUUCCUGACCUGGCCCGUUCUGAGGGGACCACAUGGCAACACGGCUGUGGGGAGGAGAGGGGGGAUGGGGUAGCCUAAGGGGUCCAUGGGGCAGCUCUGGAGGGAUACCUUGGGCAUGGAGAAGUAGCGGAGUUGGCCCAAGGCUGCCCUAGAGCUGAGGAGGGCAUGGGGGUGGAAGGUGGGGCACCUGCUUCUUGCUGACACGGUUUCUAGAAAGUCACUUUCUUCUGGGGUCUUUGGGCUCCGAAAAAGUAAACACCCCUCUAGGGGGGGAAAACUUUACUCUCAAGUUUUUGGAGUGUUACUGUGUCACCCCCAAGCAUCUGGGGGCUGCCCUGCGGACCAGGGUGGACACCCAUUGACAUCCACAUCCAGCUUUCCCUGCUCUAGAAUGUUCUCAGGAAUCCCUACGGUUCUGGCAGUCACCACCCCACUGCCUCCCCAGCCCUCUUGUCCAUUUGGAUCGUCUUAAAGAACUCUACACCCUCAUCAGCUCGCUUGCAGUGUUCUGCUCUCAUCUCCUCGCCGGGAUCUUCUGAUGGCAGCGGUCCCAUGAGGAAACCGAGGCUGUGGUGAGGGACACUUUGCCCUGGUUCCCAAUCCCUUCCCACAGAAAGUGCAGGGCUGGGAUCAAACCUGGAUCUGCAGACACACACAGGCCUGUGUCACAAUACCCCCUCCUCCAGAGAGCCUCUCUGCUUCUCAAAAUUGAAGGCCACUGGGAGUCCCCUGGUGGCCUAGUGGUUAGGAUUUUGAGCUUUCACUGCCGUGGCCCGGGUUCAAUCCUUGGUUGGGGACCUGAGAUCCCGCAAGAUGCGUGGCACGGCCAAAAGUAAAAAUAAAAAAAUUGGAAUGUGCUCAAAAUUGAAGCCCACCAUCUGAUAAACCCUUCAACCCACUUUCUUGGAUCCUCCCAU